This is a messenger RNA of Oncorhynchus kisutch (coho salmon), 1775 nucleotides long. RefSeq names its product TLC domain-containing protein 2. NCBI's taxonomy places the organism in Eukaryota, Metazoa, Chordata, Actinopteri, Salmoniformes, Salmonidae. Gene Ontology annotation, biological process: phospholipid homeostasis; regulation of membrane lipid distribution; plasma membrane organization. The record is from RefSeq and is a predicted model, not a curated record. Gene Ontology annotation, cellular component: plasma membrane. Bases 399 to 1154 code for a protein of 251 amino acids. The transcript is spliced from 5 exons.
AAGCAAGGAUAAUUUUAUAAUAGGAGCAUUUCACAACUUGUACAUCAAUUCGCACGCUCAGCACAUGCGUCCGAGAAAGCUAUUCUGUCUUCUCCUUUGGCUGGUACUACAAUAAAAAUUGUCAACCUGAAAUCAUAGAAUAGAAUAGAUCAUCAUUGACGUCCACGCCUCACCUGAGACAAAACGAUCAAAUUGCCUACAUUUGAGUCGACUGACAUCAGGAGUCGCAAGAACAUUUAUCGCUUUAGGCUGAAUAACACGGAACUCCAAAGUAAAGUCAGUAUGUUUGCUUUGACAGUGUAAAUAUCAAUCGCGAGCAGAGAGAGCCAUAGCGCGCGAAUUUUCUAACGUUGAAUUCUUCAAGUGGAGUAGGACACAGAAAGGAGUUUGUCGUCGCCAUGGAGUUGAAUUCAGUGCUUUUGACUGCGGGUGGCUCUAUUGGAUUUUUUAAACUUGUCAACUGUGGUGUCAGUAAACUCCCUAUUCCCGAGACUGCUUGCAGAAACGCCUGGAAAUGGAGAAAUAUCUGCACAUCUUUCACCCACAGUCUGAUAACUGGGAUAUGGGCUGUACUGUGCUUUUUCGUACACCCACAGAUGGCCGAAGAUUUGAUAGGAACCCAUUCUGUGUUCUCGCACACGUUGGUUUCUGUAUCAAUUGGCUACUUCAUCUAUGACUUCCUUGAUAUGGUGCUCAACCAGAAGAUGAUCCUGUCAUGGGAGCUCCUAUUCCAUCACACAGUGGUGAUCAGCUGUUUCGGCAUCGCCGUCCUGACCGGUCGCUACGUGGGCUUUGCUGUGGUGGCCCUCCUGGUUGAGAUCAACUCUGUGUUCCUCCACCUGCGGCAGAUCUUACGCAUGGCCAACCUAGCAGAGGGCAACCUCUACCGCAUCAACAGCAUGGUCAACCUAGGUACCUAUGUGGUGUUCCGGAUCAACACCCUGGCCUGGAUGACCCGCUGGCUGGUCCUGAACCGGGACAACAUCCCCCUGUUCAGCUACACAGCGGGGAGUGUAGGGCUAGCCAUUAUGACCGCCAUGAAUAUAGUGCUCUUCUACCGCCUGCUGAGGUCUGACUUCCUCAAGAGUAGUACACCCACGCCCACAGAUUGUAAAGAGAGUAGAGGGCAAGGAGAGGGAAAGAAGGAGACGUAGGAAGGAAGGGAGGGAGGGAGAAGAGAUAAUGGCAGAGAUUGUAUAAUGGCAGAGAUGGAUAAGAUGUCCUUGAGUAUUUGAUAGGGUGAGCAGGAUGUAUGAACACACGUACGUAUGUACACACACAGGGAGAUACAUAAGACAUCCUGUAGCGAAGCCGGGAGAGUGAGGAUGUCAGUCACAUACAAACACACACACAUAUAAAUACACACUUUGUGGCCAACAGACCUUGUACCUUAUGCCUGUACUCUACCUAAGAGAUCUGACCAAAUACACUUCCCCAUCUCUUCUGUUUUGAGGUACAGGCGUUUACAAUUCACACACACAAGGUCCAUUGAAUGAUAGCCAAAAUGAAGUGACACAUCUAUGAAAUAAUUUGUGUGUAUAUAUGUGUACUGUGUGAGUGUGCAGGAUAAUGUGCUCUACUGUACCUUAGAAAGUUUGGGUUCUCACCCAAUCGGUCGUGUGUGUGUGUAUAUAUAUAUAUAUAGUCAAAAGUUUGGACACACCUACUCAUUCAAUUUUUUUUUAAAUUGUAAUAUUUUCUACAUUGUAGAAUAAUAGUGAAGACAUCAAAACUAUGAUAUAACACGUAUGGAAUCAUGUAGUAAAAAAAAAAGU